Verticillium alfalfae VaMs.102 is the source of this 760-nucleotide messenger RNA. RefSeq names its product membrane protein. The transcript is spliced from 4 exons. Lineage: Eukaryota; Fungi; Ascomycota; Sordariomycetes; Glomerellales; Plectosphaerellaceae. Gene Ontology annotation, cellular component: membrane. The record is from RefSeq and is a predicted model, not a curated record. Gene Ontology annotation, molecular function: P-type transmembrane transporter activity. Bases 23 to 748 code for a protein of 241 amino acids. Gene Ontology annotation, biological process: intracellular calcium ion homeostasis.
CAGCUUCAGUUGUUUCAAGUAUAUGAGCCUGUACUCCGCGAUUCAAUUCACAUCGGUUAGCUUCCUUUACGCAACUGCAUCCAAUCUAGGAGACUUUCAGUUUCUAUUCAUCGACCUCCUCUUAAUUCUCCCCACCGCCAUCUUUAUGGGGUGGGCUGGACCGUACCCCGUUCUAUACAAGAAACGUCCUACGGCAAACCUGGUUUCGCGGAAGGUCUUGAUACCUCUGUUAGGCCAAAUGAUCAUCUGCAUCGCCAUUCAAGCGACAGUAUACAUCGCCGUUCGAGAGCAACCAUGGUACAUCCCUCCGAAGGUCAGGCAUGAUAAGUCAAACAUCAAGAAUUCAGAGAACACUGUACUGUUUCUGGUGUCAUGCUUUGAGUAUAUCCUUGCUGGCGUCGUCCUCAACGCGGGACCACCCUUCCGGCAGAAGGCAUCGAAGAACUGGCCUUUCUUGGUUACGAUAGCCACAACGUUGCUUCUCACGUUGUACAUGAUCAUGAGCCCAGCCCAUUGGGUGGCACACCUGAUGCAAUUGACAUCAACGAGCGGAGACUUUCAAUUUUUUCUCACUGGCUUGGGUGCGUCUUAUUUGGUGUGCGCCUGGGUAGCGGAGAAGUUCGUGUUCCAACAGCUAGCACGGGCCAUUGGGCGCCUCAAACAGAGGCUCACACGGCAGCCUAAGAAGCGCAAAUUGUACAAGACAAUACUGGAGGAGAUGCGCAUAGAUAGCCUCUCCACUGUGUAGACGCGGCCGCAG